UGUAGACUGAAGCAGCCUCAUUAGAAAGCUACACGCCGUGAAGCAAGGAUCUCUAGUUCCAAGACUCUGGGCUCCAAUUCCAAGACUGUUUUUGUGUGGGGAUACAGUUGUGGUUGUGUUUUGAAUGCUGAAGCGGACAAGCAAAUUGGACGAUAUGUUUGCUGCUUGGUUUGUUUUUCUUGUUGCAUCACUUGUUGCAGGUGAAGGACAAAAAUGUACAGAUAUCGCAAAAAUUCCGGAACUGACACUUGACACUAAGCUUUUAUCGUCAACGUUUCGGGUGUUCAAGAAUGUAGGACUUAUGGUGUGUGCCAAGGAAUGUGUUUCACGACUGCGUUGUAAGUCCUUCAACUUUGACUUGAACAAGUCAGAAUGUGAGUUGAAUGAAUUGUCUGCUUCCGGUUCUUUGCCGUCAAGCAUCGUGAAUGUCCAGAACAAUGUUUACGUUGAUAUUGACCAGUGGUCAAGAGGAGUAGCCGGAGCCUGUCAGGGUCGUUCAUGUCCAAACAACUCAGUGUGUAGGGUUCUUGAUAAUGGAACUUCUAUAUGUAAUGUUGAGUGUAGCGAUCCACCAAGUCUGACUAAUGGUGUCUUUACAACCACAAUAUCAAAUGAUGUUGACUCGGUCAUCGACUUCACCUGUUCAUUGGGAUAUGAAAAAAUGGGAUCAGCUGUUUGUCAGUCUGAUGGUUCAUGGUCCAGUUAUUCCUGUGUUCAAGGACUAGAUUGUUCUUCACCAAUGAUCCCAAACAUCACCAUUUCGAGCCUCUCAAGCCCUCCUUUCCCUUCGGGAACCAUUCUGAAUUACACCUGCCCAGAAGGUUAUCUGGGAAGUGGCCACCUGGUCUGUACAACAAAUGGCACUUGGUCCUCAGUUAGCUGUGAACAAGGUUGCACUGACCCACCAUCGAUCGUAAACGCUAAUAUAAAUGAUUCAUCUACAACAUUUGCUGUGGGAACUACCGUUAACUACACCUGCAUUCAUGGAUACAUCGCCAAUGGUCAAGUUACGUGUCAAUCAACUUAUACAUGGUCAACCAUGUUUUGUAUUAGAGUAUGCAUUGACCCUCCAAGUAUCACGAAUGGAACUCUUAUUGAUGUCGGAGAAGGGCCUUGGCCGAAUGGAACACUCGUCAACUAUAAAUGCGAUCCAAUAUUUUUCAAGGAAGGAGGUGUUGGACACAAAGUCGAGUGCUUGGACACUGGUCAGUGGAGCACCACUACCUGUCACGCUAUACGACAAUGUGACCACUUACAGACGUGCAGGUCAUCUUAUGGGGAUGGCGAAUACUGGAUGUACCCUUACGCAUUUGGCUUCACUGCCGUAAAGAUCUACUGCCAUGCAAUGUCUACAUCCCCGAAACCAUACAUAACUUUACCAGGAGAAGCUUCCGUUGACUAUUCUAAAACAAACUGUGAACAGAACAAAGGCUAUGGUGGAUAUAAGUCUUGUAGAUCUACGACCUUCAGCAAAGCAGGCGUGCUAACAUGGCACAUGAAGAGUUUUAGCCCCCAGUUAAAGGAUAUGACUUUUAUCGACCAGCCGAGCUGCGAUAAAAUAAUAAUGGGCUGGGUGUUCGACUGCUCAAAGUCCUGUUCUGGAGUCAGUGGACGUAAAUUUAACAUCAACACUUCAUUGACCGGACUUAUAGUGGAUCCAGACCAGCCGUGGAAGACGACUACUGGAAACGUUGUUAUUACACGAUCUGAAUCAAACAGAGUUGUUUCAGGGAGGUGUGAGAACAGCUGCGGAUCGUGCACUCCUGUCAACAACUUCAUCAAAUACAUAAUUGAUCCCGGGUACACCCCACUGGCUGAAUCGGCCACAACACCGGAAUGUGUUUGGUGAGACAUUUUCAACUUCAACGACACAGUGGGGCCAUGGGGUAGCCUAGUGGUUAAAGCGGUCGCUCGUCACGCUGAAGACCCGGGUUCGAUUCCCCAUAUGAGUACAAUGUGUAAAGCCCAUUUCUGGUGUCCCCCGCCGUGAUAUUGCUGGAAUAUUGCUAAAAGCGGCGUAAAACCAAACUCACUUACUCAACGACACAGUGUUGAAAGUUUGUUUUCGCGCCAAUGUCAUUCACAAAUUGGUUCAAUAAACCACUUUUGAAUAUG
Molecule: messenger RNA, 2115 nt
Organism: Haliotis rubra (blacklip abalone)
Lineage: Eukaryota; Metazoa; Mollusca; Gastropoda; Lepetellida; Haliotidae
Product: complement receptor type 1-like
Exons: 1
Coding region: 125-1849 (574 amino acids)
Molecular function (GO): zinc ion binding; metalloendopeptidase activity
Source: RefSeq, a predicted model, not a curated record